This is a messenger RNA of Piliocolobus tephrosceles (Ugandan red Colobus), 638 nucleotides long. It is a transcript of the gene UQCR11, whose product is annotated as ubiquinol-cytochrome c reductase, complex III subunit XI. Gene Ontology annotation, biological process: mitochondrial electron transport, ubiquinol to cytochrome c. Bases 111 to 281 code for a protein of 56 amino acids. The transcript is spliced from 3 exons. Lineage: Eukaryota; Metazoa; Chordata; Mammalia; Primates; Cercopithecidae. The record is from RefSeq and is a predicted model, not a curated record. Gene Ontology annotation, cellular component: mitochondrial inner membrane.
CGGAUUCCCCCCCCCCAACCUUCCCUGCGCGCGUGCGCGCCGCGGUCGCGCCUGCGCAGUGUGGCCGGGUCAGCCGGACAGGGUCACCCUGAGGGUACGACACCGCCGCGAUGGUGACCCGGUUCCUGGGCCCACGCUACCGGCAGCUGGUCAAGAACUGGAUCCCGACGGUCUACACGUGGGGCGCCGUGGGCACCGUGGGGCUGGUGUGGGCCACCGAUUGGCGGCUGAUCCUGGACUGGGUACCUUACAUCAAUGGCAAGUUUAAGAAGGAUGAUUAAUUACACUGGCCCUUCGCACAGCCCUCUGGUUCCUGGUGGCACCAGCUCCUCCCGCCUCAGCGCCUGCUGCAUCUGGAGCAGCCCAACCCUCAGGAUGGACAUGAGGAAAUCCACAGCUCAACUUCAGACUUCUUAUGUUUCUGAAAACAGCUUGGAUCUUUUAAUGCACGUUGCAUUAAACCUCCCUGAAACCUGCUCCGUGCCCGGAUGUUGAUCAUGCUGGUGGCUUGGUUACUGUGACUGUAGCUGGAGUGGCACAGGUGACCCAGGGAUCCUUUCAGCUCCAAAAUGUUGCGAAUCUAGGAGAGUUUCCCAAUGGCUGGCAGAAACUGCUUAUUUAAAAUGUUUCAUAAGUAA